This is a messenger RNA of Symbiodinium sp. CCMP2592, 1392 nucleotides long. The record is from the annotation of a GenBank genome assembly. Lineage: Eukaryota; Dinophyceae; Suessiales; Symbiodiniaceae.
AUGAGCAUGCGGGAUGAAACCCGAAGGCGGCUCUCUAUCGCCAAGGGGUCCUUCGAUGCUGGGCGUAAGCUGCUCUACCAGAACAAGACCAUCUCAUUGAAAAUCAGGGCCAGUCUGUUUGCUGCCGCCAUCCUCCCCUCCUUCUUCAACCUGAGCCUUUGGGAGCCUCAAGGGGAACACGAUGUGCUUUGGGUCCCAUUGCCGAUUGUCCACUUGAUGACCGGGUGCUGGCCAUUGGACCUGGAGGCUGUUAAGUCGCGACUGGGGCUCCUUUGCUCCUUGGUCGCGGUCAAUCCGGCCCCACUCUGGGCCCUGCUCCAAACGGAACAGACAUGGGUGCGAGCGCUACGAGCUGACCUACAGCUUGUGGUCGACCAGGGGGGCACCUGGCCAGCGUUUGCGGAGGAACAAUGGCCACGCUGGUGGCACAUGAUGAAGUACGAGACGGUGGCCUUCAAGCGCAUGUUCCGACGCGCGGCCUCUACCCAGCCGCGACUGGAUCUCGUUGAAGCCCACUGGUACUGCAGGCCGUGCGGACAGGGCUUCCGCAACAAGGCUGGACUAGAAGCGCAGGCGAAGCUCUACCUACAUCUGAGGGACUCCCCCGGCUGUGUACGAACUCUCCGUCACCACGGAUUCGGUGCUGCUACGGCGCCACCUGGACAAGGCAGCAGGGCCUGGCGGAAGAAGGCUGACGAGGAGUUCACUUUGGCGAUCCCGCAGCAGGUCUGUGACCCACUGCCGCCAUGUCGAGAAGGCAAAUGGGACGAUGUCCAACUCGCGGCCUACGCGGACCUUUGCAACCUGCUGUUCCAGGACCUGGAAUGGAGUUCGAAGACCAGCUUGGUGGACCAGGGGGAGGGAGUGUUGGCGAAGUUCCCGCUCUACAAGGCUGAAGAAGGCGAAGUGUUGCGCUACGUCCUCGACGAGGUCCGGCUGCUGCGCGCAGAUGAUCCGGACUACCCUUGGUCCCCGGAGGCCUAUGACAAUCUCAUCGACACCUUGGCCCAGAUCGAUGAAAUGCCGACCUUCGUCAGCAAAACGGAGGAGGAUGAGGCCAGCGAGGCUAUCUCCUACCGGAGAUUUGCAGACGUGGUGAGCCAAGAACAGUGGGACAAGAUCCACUUAAGGCGUGUGAGUAGUUGUGUGACCCCUGCACAGCCAUUUGAACUCCUGGAUGCCAGCUGGGAAGCAGAGUUGCUGACAUUCAGUGAUGACUGUUCAUUCUCUGCCACGAUUUCCUCGGCGCUGCUUUGUGUGCCGAAACCAGUUCGGGACAUGUGGGAGCAGGUCAUACAGGGCCGUGUUUCCUCUAUAUGGGCACCGAGCGGUUUCUGGCAAUCGCCAUUCGCUGCUCCUUUCAAGCAGCUGAGGGCCGUUCCGCAUGCUUAA